AGAGAGGAAUAACGGAGCUCUCCACGGGAACGAAUUAACACACACACACACACACACACCCCAGCGGCCGUUAUUUGUUUUAUUUAUAGUUUUUGCUUUAAUUCUUUCCGCGCGCGCUUUUCCCUUUGAAGUUAGUAACGGUUAUUUAUGAAGAGUUCUGUCUGUCUUUAGUCUCAGCGCUGUUUGAUUCUAAAGCUCCACCACACUGUGGAGAAGAGUUCUAAAUCUUAUACAUGUAAUCUAUCAGGAUCGGCAGCUCGUGCGCUCUGGAGUGUCUAUUUUUACCGAAUGUGACGUCAGAGCUGCUUAAAAAGUCUUUUUUAAAAGUCUGUUUUAGAGAAUAUUUCGAGUUUUAAAGUGCUAAGAUUAGUAUUCGUUAUAAUAAUAAUAAUAAUAAUAAGUAAAGCAGAUCCCGGACUGGUGGUUGAACUUCUCAGAAGUUUCUCAGGAUAUUAAAUUGAGAGCUGACCAUUUGUGGAUGAAGAACUGAUGAAGAAGAAGAUGAUGAUGCUCAGACUCCAUGUUCCAGUGCUGCUUCUGAUCAGCUGUGGCUUUAGCGUUAGUUCUCCUGAACCUGGACAGAAGGAGUCUCAGACCGUAACAGAUGUGUGUCAGCAGGUGAGUCCUCCUUGCGUGACUGAGGCAGAUCGUUACAGUCUGGAGGCGCUGCGGCACAUCCACCAGGAGAUGGAUGACGAUCAGGACGGAGGGAUUGAGGUGGAGGAGAGUGUGGAGUUUAUCAUUGAGGACAUGCAACAGCAGCAGCAGACAAAUAAACACAGUAAACUGCACAGAGAGGACCAGCACAUCACCGUGGAGGAGCUUUGGAGAGGCUGGAAGUCCUCAGAAGUUCAUAACUGGACCCAGGAGGACGUGCUGCGCUGGCUGCGAGAGUUUGUGGAGCUGCCGCAAUACGAGAAGAGCUUUAAGGAGUUGCGCGUCAAUGGAAACACACUGCCUAGGAUUGCGUCCAAUGAGCCAUCAUUCAUGAGCACCUACCUAAAGAUCCAGGACCAGCAACACAAACACAAGCUGAAGCUCAAAGCACUAGAUGUUGUGCUCUUUGGACCACCUACACGACCACCACACAACUGGAUGAAGGACCUGCUGCUCAUUGUGUCAGUAGUAAUGGGGUUGGGUGGCUGCUGGUUUGCUCAGGUGCAGAACAAAGCAUCUAAGGAGCACAUUUCCAAAAUGAUGAAGGAUCUGGAAAGCCUACAUAGAGCUGAGAAGAGCCUUAGAGACCUACAGGAGCAGCUGGAGUUGGCUCAGGAGGAGAAGCGUACAGUAGCAGUGGAGAAGAAGUUUUUAGAGGAAAAGAUGAGGGAUGAGAUCCAGGGAGCUCAAGACGAGGCCAACCGUCUCCAUGAGCUUCGCAAGGGCGCUGUCAGUGAAUUAAGUCGUCUGAGAUAUGCAGAGGAAGAACUUGAACAAAUUCGAGGGGCGCUGAAGAAGGCGGAACAGGACAUGCAAGGUAGCUGGUCAGUGACAGAGUCUUUACAGCUUUGGUUGCAGCUCACACAUGAGGUGGAGAUGCAGUAUUACAACGUCAAAAAGCAGAGUGCUGAACAGCAGCUGGCCACUGCCAAAGACGAGGCAGAGAGAAUUAAAAAGAAGAGAAGUUCUGUACUUGGUACUCUCCAUGUCGCACAUAGUUCCUCUUUAGAUCAAGUGGAUCACAAAAUCUUACAGGCCAAAAACGCUCUAUCUGAGGUGACCGCAUGCUUGCAAGAACGCCUGCACAGGUGGCAGCAGAUCGAAUUGCUUUGUGGAUUUGCCAUAAUAAACAAUGCUGGACUGCCCAGCCUUACAGCCACCUUGUACCCAGACCCCAACUGGAUGGUCCUGUCAAGAGCCUCCAUGAACUCCUACCAGGUGCCUGUUGACAUGGAGGAUUCCAUGCCAUCCAUGAUGCCACAAAAACUUCCAGUCACAGUUACUCCACUCAAGCUUUCUCCUCGAGCAUUGGUCCAUUCUCGUCGAACCAGUCACAUUGUCCAGCAACCUGUGAUUUUAUCACCUGACCCUGAUCUUCUAAUCCCGAUUCGGCCUCCACUCUCUCGAGAGUCUCCAGAAACAGUUUCUGAUCCUGAUUCCAUUGGACCCACAGUUGGAAUAAAGUUCUCCACCCCUGGAUUGGAUACUUCAUCUCGAAAAUUAUACCGUGACAACUUGGACCUUUUUUCAGAUAGUAUUACAAGUAAGAUUCCACUUGAUGGACAAGAGAGCAGGCCCUUGCGCAAGAUAUCGCGAGAGGAACUCGGGUAUCCUCCAAAGGGUGUUUCUAGAAGGGUUUCAUUUGAAGAAAAUCCAGUCGAAACUCCCACCAGAAAGAUAUCAAGAGAGGAACUUGUGUCUGCAGAAGCUUUGGUGAGUCCUGUUUAUACAAAGGAACCCGAAGUUAAUAUUGAUUUCAAGAAGAUUCCUAGGAGUUUACCAAUAGAUUCUAGUUAUUCUUCUGUUAGACUGGCCACCAGGGAGAAAUUGGAUUCCCCCAUAGAUCCUUGUCUUGGAAUAAGAUACAUGGAAGAUCCUGAGGUAAAUGUUGGCAGUUUGCGACGAAAGAUGUUUAAAGAAAAGAAGAAUCCAUCAGGAGAGAGCUUGUCAAAAAUGAUACCAGAAGAAGAAUGUGUGAGACAUAUCCGAAGUGAAGAUGCAGGUAAAGAUUUUGAUGUAGAUAUAGACACUGCUUCAAGAUUAUUACUUAGAGAAGACACUCUAAAGGGACAUAUCCUGCUAAAAGAUAAACACCUAGACUCUUUAUCCACAAGCCUUUUGAAAGAUGAACAUGAUGACUUAAGCUCAUUUGAUGCACAAAAUAUAAAGGUAAAAGAUAAUAAAGGAUUGCCCAAAGAACACUUUUACAGAAAUGUGCUCAGAGAUGAAGUAGGCAUGUCCAUGGACAAGGGAAAGCUUUUUAGAGGUGUUUCCAUAGAUAGCACUUUUAAGAAAAAGGCACGUGAUAAGUUGGGUGUUUCGGUGGAAAACCAGAGAACUAUGUCUUUAAGAGAGAGAAGGGACAAUGCUAUACCAAUGAAGCUGUCUAGAGGUGAGCGUGAUGUUGUCACAGAGAGACAAAGACUGUUCAGGCUGGACAGCAUAGAUAAUGUCCAGAAAGAUAUGUUAGACAUGCCUGUGGAGACUGACAGGACAAAGAUAUCCAGGGAUGAGUUUGUAGUUCCAGAUCCAGGCUGCUUUAGCCCACCUGACCUUACUGUGGACUCCCUAGUGGUUUGGACCCCACCCUCAGAUCCCCUUAGCCAUCUAGUGUAUGAUGGAAUUUUAGAGAAGUCUUAUAAGAACCCUCCAAAUGUAACCAAUCCUGGAGACCUCAGCAAUCCUGCUUCACUCUCCACCUCCUCCCAAAGUCUUGUGAGCAGUGAUGGUGCUGGCAGCAGUUCUGCAAAAUCUGAAAGUCUUUCACCAGCAGUAUCAAGUGGAGAAAAAAGCAAGAAAUCUUUAAAGCUCAAGAAUCUGUUCAAGAAAAAGAAAGAUAAGGAGAAGGAUAAAGACUCAAAACGAGAACAUCCACAAGGGGGUUUACAGAAGCUGUGAGUUUGAGUUGUUACGGCAAGAAUGUCUAGAAUUAGGACUUUAAAAUACUGUAUUUGCUUACAGUAGCUUAUAAAUAAUUUCAUUAGUAAUUGUUGUAAAGUCUAUUUUACAGAAGGCUAAUCUUUCUCUGUGACUUGAUUGCACUAUUUGAGUUCCACCAUUAAGGAUGUGAUAUUGCUAUGAGAGGAAGUGGUAUGUUAGUGUGAUGUUAUUUUCUUAAAUACAUGAGUAUGACUUAAGUAAAAUAAAGUCUUAAUCUUUUUAAAAGUAUAAAUACAUACCUAUAAUGGCCUGUGCUUUUAUGUGAACAGGAAUAAACUUUCAAAGGGUUUAUGGAACCCUACUGUAAAUGGUUCUUUGUGUGGUUCACUGGGAGAAAACCUUAAAGUUCUAUACAGAACCUUACUACAGAAAUGUUGACAGGUUCCAGGUAUGAAGAAGAAAAUCAUGAGCGGUAUAUACAAUUAAUUCAUGCACUAUUAAAAAAGUUCAGGGGGCCUAUCUAACCAAUACGUUCUAUCAUCACCAUAAGUUAUAAAUAAUAAUGGGUGAUCUGGUACUGCAUAACACUAAAAUCCCUGAAAGAGGAGAGACCAAUUCAAAACAGCAAUAGAAGCACUUUCAGCAAGAACACACAUCUGAUAUUGUUAUGUCUUUUUAAAUAACAUGCUGUCUUCUUAGUAAUUGUCUCUAAGUUGCUUUGACUCGCCUUUGAACCAUCUGUGUUGUGUUUCCAUCCUUCAUU
Clarias gariepinus (North African catfish) is the source of this 4300-nucleotide messenger RNA. RefSeq names its product tromal interaction molecule 2a (gene stim2a). Gene Ontology annotation, biological process: intracellular calcium ion homeostasis; store-operated calcium entry; activation of store-operated calcium channel activity. Gene Ontology annotation, molecular function: protein binding; calcium ion binding; calcium channel regulator activity. The record is from RefSeq and is a predicted model, not a curated record. The coding region runs from base 490 to 3555 and encodes 1021 amino acids. NCBI's taxonomy places the organism in Eukaryota, Metazoa, Chordata, Actinopteri, Siluriformes, Clariidae. Gene Ontology annotation, cellular component: plasma membrane; endoplasmic reticulum. The transcript is spliced from 12 exons.